Molecule: messenger RNA, 3495 nt
Organism: Plasmodium reichenowi
Lineage: Eukaryota; Apicomplexa; Aconoidasida; Haemosporida; Plasmodiidae
Product: phosphoglycerate mutase, putative
Exons: 2
Coding region: 1-3495 (1164 amino acids)
Cellular component (GO): cytoplasm
Molecular function (GO): phosphatase activity
Source: RefSeq, a predicted model, not a curated record
AUGCAAAAUAAUAAAAGAAUGGAUAAUUAUAAUUGUAGAGGUUUUAAAAAGGAAGAAUAUUAUAAAAAUUAUUACUAUAACCAGGAUCAUUAUAUGAACAAUAACAAUAAUAAUUUAUACAAUAAAUAUAAUUCAUAUGAUGAGGAAUAUACAUAUAACAAAAGUAGUAAUAAAAAGAAUUUAUUAUUUAAUUAUUAUAACAAAGAAAGUAUUGGACAUAAAAAAAAAAAAGGGAGUUUUGUAAAAUUACAAUAUGCUAAUAAUAGGAUACCAUCUAAUAAUACCAAAUUAAAUAAUAUGCGUGACAAAAUUAAUUAUAAUAAAAUGGAUUAUGAUUAUAUUUUAACAAAAAAGAAAAAAAAAAGAACAAGCAUUGAAAAAAAUAAUAAACAUAAUGACAUGAUAGGAGAUGUUUAUUACAAAAUUGCUUAUUAUUUAAAAAAAAAUAGGAAAUAUAUGCAAAGAAUAUUAGAAAAAAAUUAUGUCAUUAAAAUUUAUUUAGUGAGACAUAUGGAAGCUUUACAUAAUACAGAAGUAAUAAAAAAUUCAACGAUAUCUAGAGAUAUGAUUUAUAGAAAUAAAGAUUUUUUUGAUUGCCCAGCUAGUGAAGAAGGGAAAAUCAAAUGUGAACAACUCAAAUCGAAAGAUAAUAAACUUUAUCAAAAACUUAUCAAGUUGUACAAUGAGUCUGUUCAUGGUAAGGAUGAACAUACAGGUGACAUUAACAUGAACCAUCAAAAAUAUAACUCUAAAAAUAAAAAUAACAAUAAUAAUAAUAAUAAUCACAGUAAUAGUAAUCACAAUAAUGAUAAUCAUAAUAGUUAUAGUAAUAGUCUACAUCAUAAUCAUAAUACUAGUAAUAAUAAUAAUAUUCUCCAUAAUAAUCAAAGUUAUAGUAAUAGUCUACAUAAUAAUCAAAGUUAUAGUAAUCUUCGCAUUAACGAACAUGCCAAAGGAGCCUUCGAAAAAAAUAACAAUUUUGUUAUUAUUACUUCACCUUUAAGAAGAUGUCUUGAAACGACAAAAUAUUUCCUGAAUUUUAAAAAAAAUAUUAUAGUUUAUGAAGCUGUAAGAGAAACUGCAGGAAACUAUUAUAGCGAUCAAAGAUCAAAAACGUCCGAUAUUAAAAAAUUCUGUGAUCAGAAUUUUGAAGAUUACGAACUUAUUUGCUUUGGUGAAACUGAUUCCUUAUCAGGAAACAAAUAUAGAGAAACAUCCGAACAAGUCUAUUGUAGAUGUUUACAAUUCUUAAAAUUAAUACAUGCAUUAGCUAUCAAUUAUUUUGCAUCAUUAGAAAAAAUCAACGAACAAGAAGAAAUAAAUAAUAAAAAUUUUGAAAAUAUGAAUUCACAAACAUGUACAAAUGAUAUUGUUGAAAAUGUGGAAAACGAAAAACUUUGCUCAGCUAGCCAAAAUGAUAAUUCUUUUGAAAAUAAAGGUAAUAAAGUGAUAAAUAACCUGAACAAUUCAGGUAAAGUAAAUGAAAAAAAAAAAAAAAAAGCUGAAAUGAAGGAUGAUAAUGAAAAAAAAGAAUUUGAUGAGAAUAAUAUAAAAGAGGAGGACGACGACGACGACGACGACCAUUUUACUGUGGAAAAUAAUAAAGAUGUGGAAGAUGAAAAAAUGAAUGAUGAAAUGGUAAAAAAAAGGAAAAAUAAGAAAGAUGUGUAUAAUGUUGUGAUGGUUUCUCAUAGUUCCUUUAUUGUUCAUAUGUUAGCUUUAUUAGAUUAUUUAGAUUUGGAUUUCCGAGGAUUAAAUAAUUGUGAUAUUAGAAAAAUAAGUAUUCCAUUGAGUCAUUCUUUUUUAUUUUAUAAUAAUAUAACGAAUUUACAAAUAGCACGUCCAUUAUCAAUAAAUAAUAUUCCUAUAAGUUAUAUGAAUAAAAAUAAAGCAUUAAAAAAAGCUUAUAAAGAUAAAUAUAUAUAUACAAUAAAUAGUUAUACAGAAUUAGAUGAACUCAUAUGUUCACAACCAUGUACGGUAAUUAUAUAUCAAUAUGAUAUGCUUAUAAAGAAUGAAAAGAAUAAAAAAUAUUUAGACAGUGUACAAAAGUUUAUUGAUAACAGUAAUAAUUAUUAUAGUAGGAACUCGAAUAAAGAAAAACAUGUGUAUUCAAAUGGUUUGUAUAAAAAUUAUGUUUUAAGAAAUAAAAGUUUAGGUCGCAGUGUGUUAAUAUAUGAUGGUAGUGAAUAUCUCAUUUAUGUACCAGAAAAAGGUUCAUGGGAAAUCAAUAAAAAAGGAUAUAUAGUUGGUCAGAAUAUUAUUCUUGUGGUAUUACCAGAGGUAGAAUCUAAAAUUAUAAAUAAAGAAAAUGUUGGAGAAGAGGAGUACGUAUCUUUGAAUACUAAAAAUAAAGAACAAAAUGAAAAUUAUAAAAAAACAUCACAUUAUUUACAAAAUGUAAUUGAUGUUAUAAAGAAUUAUGAUAGUAUACAAGAUCUAAUAAAGUCAAUUGAUUUUUGGAUUACCUUAAAAGAAAAUAUAAAAAAUAUAGAUAUACCUACGUUUCAAAAAUAUUUGAUUGAAAAAUAUAAUAAAAUUAUAAAAAAUGAAAUGGAUGUAUGUUAUGUAGAUAUUGUCGGAUGUAUCGAGAACGAAGAAUUUAUGAAAAAAAAUGAGCAUAAAUGUAAUGGAUAUUUGAAAAGUCUAAAAGAAAAAUAUGAAAAAAAUAAUGAUAUAAAUUUUGAAGAGGAGUGUAAAUAUAUUAACGAAAAUUUUAUAGAAGAAAUAUUUACUUCUGAUUAUUCUUUACCAAAUGUAGAUAUAAAAAAUGAAAAAGAUAUAUCAAGUCAUAAUAAAAAUAAAAAUAAUGAUAAUAAUAAUAAUAAUAAUAAUAAUAAUGAUUUUCAUAAUAAUAAUAUUCAUAAUAAUAAUAGUUAUAUACAAAAUAAUGACUUCCUUGAAGAAAAUAUAAUAAGAAAAAAAUUUAUUUAUAUACCAAAAAAAGAUAGUAACAAUAUAAAAAUUCAGUCCAAUAUAAAACAAACAUAUAAAGAUGAAAAACAAAAUAAAAGUUUCCUUCAAGAAAAUAUUAACGUAUUAAAAUCUUUUCCACAAUCUAUUCAAAAUUUAAGUGUAGAAAUGUUUUAUCGUGAUAAUUAUUUUUAUUUCCAUUGUUUAAAUAAGUAUAUUAAAAGUAAAAACAAAAUCGAAGGUUUAAUUAUUUGUAAAUUAUUGACAUAUCUUGAUCUUUUAAGAUCAUAUAAUACACAUGGAUUAAAUAAAACAUUUCAAAGAUUAAUCAAUAUAGAAGAAAAAAUUGAUAACAAUACAAAAGGUAUAGGGGAAACACUUAAUACAUAUUCUCUUGAUAUAAAUCCUGUGCAUGCUAAUAAUACUUCUUACUAUGGAGAGGGACCAAAAAAAUAUAAGAUCAUUUUUUCAAUACCAGGAAGGAAAAAAAGUGUGGUUGAUGAUUUGAAUUUUUUGAGAUAUAAUAUACUUACCGUAGCCGGAGGUGCCGAGAACGUUUACAUUUUGAAUGUUUUAAAAUGA